AUGCGCAUAGUCGAGACUGAAGUUUUAUUUCGAAAAUAUUUACAAGUGGCCGAUAUUAUAUUUCUGAACCAACCUGCAGGUAGUAGAUUUUCUUACGCGAAAAACUCGGCAGCUUAUUACUCAAACGACACAUUGUCGGCAAAACUUACUUACAUUUUCCUUCGAAAGUGGCUAAUAAAUCAUCUCAAAUACAUUAACAAUCUACUCUGCAUCUCAGGUGACUCGUACUCCGGCAUUACCAUUCCUCUUGUUGUGAAGGAAGUGCACAAAGCCCGGUUGGUGGCUAAAGGAUAUACACAAGAUGCAGGAAUAGACUACACUGAGACCUUUAGUUCAGUUAUUAAGCCCACAACAAUCAGAAUAGUGCUCUCUAUAGCAAUUUCUCUUGGUUGGGAUUUAAGACAGGUUGAUGUGGACAAUGCCUUCCUCCAUGGCAUGUUACAUGAAGAAAUUUUCAUGGAGCAGCCUCCUGGUUUUGAGAUCAACCCUCAUGCAGGCCUAGUUUGCAAAUUAAACAAAUCUAUAUGUGGCCUUAAACAGGCCUCUAGGGCCUGGUCUUCCACUCUCAGUACCAUUCUUCUCUCUUUGGGAUUUGUUGCUUCAAGAGCUGACCCUUCAUUGUUUUUUAAGCACAAUGCCAGUUCUUCUAUUUUUGUUCUGGCCUAUGUAGAUGAUAUCAUCAUUACAGGAUCCCAAUCUUCAGACAUUGAUCUUGUUAUUCAAUCUCUCAGAUCACAUUUUUCCAUUAAAGACCUUGGAGCUGGCAUGAAGGGGGCAAAAGGAUUGAAAACUCCAAUGGUGUCUCAUCCAACACUAUCAAAGUUUCAGGGUAAUCCCAUCUCAGAUGGAUACUUGUACAGGCAGAUUGUUGGUGCAUUGCAAUAUAUUACUCUUACCAGACCUGAUAUAUCAUUUAGUGUCAACAAAGUGUGUCAAUUCAUGCAAAGUCCCCUAGACACACACUGGAAGGCUGUGAAAAGAAUUCUAAGAUAUUUGGCUGAUACAAAGGAUUUUGGGUUAAACUUGCAAAAGUGCUCCAAUUUCAACCUCACAGCCUUCUCAGAUGCAGAUUGGGGAUCAGAUGUAGAUGAUAGGAGAUCUACUUCAGGGAUCUGUGUUUAUCUUGGUGCAAACCUCAUAUCCUGGUCAUCUAAAAAGCAACCAAUUGUGUCAAGAUCCUCCACUGAAGCAGAAUAUAGAAGUGCAGCUCAAGCAACAUGUGAAGUAGUUUGGCUGCAAUCCCUUUUGAAUGAGCUCAGAGUUAAGUUCAUUAAACCAAGCACAAUAUGGGUAGACAAUAGAGGAGCAGUUUAUCUAGCAUCAAAUCCGGUUUAUCAUGCAAGAAAAAAACACUUGGAAUUGGAUCUUCACUUCAUUAGGGAGAAAGUGGAAAGUAAAGUGGUGUCUGUGCAGCAUGUACCUUCUUGUGAACAAGUAGCCGACAUUUUCACAAAACCCUUGACUGGACAAUCCUAUACAAACCUUAGAAACAGAUUGAGGCUUCUCUCUAAGUCAUGCAUAGGAUUGAGGGGGCAUGUUAAGACUCAGCUAAUUCACCAUGCAUACGUGGAUGUCCAUGUCAGCAGCAAAGUCCAAGAAGUCAAUGAUCCACCUCACUUAUCUGGCAGCCCAAAUGCCAAGUCUCAAAAUAUGCAGAUAAAGCAAAUGAAGAAAAGCUGCAACACGGUUAAGGAAGAGGACAAAAACUGUAACCCUAAAAGCAUGCAUUAUGAUCCAAUGGCUUGUAAGCAUGAGAUGGCACGUGAAAGCCAUCCAAUGAAGGCAUCUCUGACCGCCGACGUAAUUUCCAGUGAUCCCGACGUCGCAAUCCGGCUACCGACACCGGCAAAAAGCAGCACCUGUCUAGCCGCCACCUCCGGAAGCUCACAGAUCGCCCGUCCGUGGUCGCACAACCGCUCGCCGCAGCUUUUGACGGCGCUGCCGUCAAUGUCUUGCAGCCUCUUCUCCACCUACGACAGAAGCAACACCAUCCCGAUAUCCAUGGUCAAUCUAGGAACACGCGGCGACGACAUGGUGGUCGGACAUGAAAGCUCCGGUAGCUCCUGCACGGCCAUGGCGGACACUGUUUUCCACCGGGAUUGUGGCGGUCAGAACGGUGGCGCAAAAUUGAGGCUCCGGUCGGAAAAAAUACAGCGAUUUAAAAUCUGA
Messenger RNA from Striga asiatica, 2169 nucleotides. The record is from the annotation of a GenBank genome assembly. NCBI's taxonomy places the organism in Eukaryota, Viridiplantae, Streptophyta, Magnoliopsida, Lamiales, Orobanchaceae.